This is a messenger RNA of Cantharellus anzutake, 549 nucleotides long. RefSeq lists its product as uncharacterized. The transcript has 2 exons. The record is from RefSeq and is a predicted model, not a curated record. The coding region runs from base 85 to 327 and encodes 80 amino acids. Lineage: Eukaryota; Fungi; Basidiomycota; Agaricomycetes; Cantharellales; Hydnaceae.
AAUGGGAAAUGCCGAGAAUGAAACACGGAAUCCUGUUGUGAUCGCGAUCGCAACAGUCGAAGUUGGACCCUUGGUCCAUUGGUGAUGAUACCUGCAGUGAAUGUGCACAAGAAACUUUCAAGGCCGGCGACGGUGAACGUCGACACUGGCCGAACACGAGUCCUACUCCCAACCCGAGUUGCAACUCACUUCCGGUGCCAACUCCGCCUUUGUUGUACAGUCUCACUCCGGAAACCGGUCUGGACACUUUCGGCUCUAAUACAAUCGGGCGUUUUACAUAAACAACGUGACUUGUUGAUAGUAACCGCAGUCCCUCAGUUAUCCUGACCUCUCAGUCUCCUCUUUACUCUCUUUCACUGCAGCCCUACGUCCCCCCAAUCUACCAUCAUCCUUCAGUGCUAUGCGUCCUCGAAACCUAUCCUUCCCUCUCUUUCUCCUCUGCCUCUCUCAGGCGGCUCUCCUCGUUCAAGCAGCCGAAAUCACCAAACGGGAGGAUGACCCAUUCAGAGAGGUCUUUUUCCCUCCGCGUUCGAAAUUGAUAGCCCACGG